This is a messenger RNA of Elaeis guineensis (African oil palm), 1488 nucleotides long. RefSeq lists its product as uncharacterized. NCBI's taxonomy places the organism in Eukaryota, Viridiplantae, Streptophyta, Magnoliopsida, Arecales, Arecaceae. The record is from RefSeq and is a predicted model, not a curated record.
CUUAUACAACUUUGGUUUAGAGGUUGUUCUUCGCGUCCCUUCCCUUCCCUCCCCCUUUCCCCUAAUGAACGAGGGAGAGGGCAUACCCGAAGGAGCCACCACCGCAGCAACCCACAUGGAAAGCCUAACGACGAUCGCCGCCGCCUUUCUCUCCUCCAAGCAGGUCUCCCCCUUCAUCGCCCUGCCGCCGGCGCCCUCCUCCGUCAUCCUCCUCCCCGGCGGCCUUCUCCUCAACCUCCUCCGCCGCUUCCUCCUCCUCUUCCUGCACGCCGUCGUCUCCUUCCUCCUCUUCCUCCUCUCCCACCUACCCUCCUUCUCCUCCUCCUCCCACCCCACCGCUACCGCGGCCGCCCCCGGUGGCACCACCGCAGCCGACCGCGCCCUCGCCCACGUCCUCUCCACCGUCUCCCGCGUCCCCGUCGCCUCCCGCAAGUACGAGCUCGUUCGCUCCCUCGCCGAUCGCCUCCUCGACGACAACCUUCGCCUCGGCGCCGCCACCGGCCUCGACGAGCUAAACCGCGCCGCCCUCUCCUCCGCCUUCUCCCGCACCCUCCAACAUCUCGAGGCCGCCACAGCCGCCGCUGUCUCCGCCUCCUUCGCGGCGGAUCGGUCGUUGGACAUGAUAAUCGGGGUGGUCAGGUCCGCGAUAAGGCGGUUUGCGGUAGCGGAGGAGGGGGACGUGGUGGGCGGGUCGGCGGAGAAGCUGGCGGCGGAGGCGCUGUGGCUGGGGCAGAAGAUGGCGGAGUGCGGGGCGGCGCCGGACGCGGUGGCCCGGUGGGGGGAGGCGGCGGAACUCGGCCGCGUUGCCCUCUAUGCCGAGCCCCGGCUUCAGGUGGCUCUCGCUCGCGUGUCCGCAAAGCCCAAUGCUCAAAGCAAGAGCUUUUUCCAUGCAGCAUUCUUACUCAAGCAUGCCAACUCUACGCAAAUGGAAGAAUGGAAAGGAGAAGGCGAAGAUGGAUCCAUAGCACACUAUCGGAUGGCAAUGCUGACUUCAUGGUUGCCGUUGCUUUGCCGAGCUAGCAAUGGUGUAGGCACUCCCAUACUGAGCAGUGGGGAAAGAGUAGAGAUGGUGAGGGUGCUGGAGGAAAUAAUCGAGAAGUUAAGUUGGGAACAGCAGGAAGAAGUCCUGGCACUCUGGCUUCAUCACUUCACCUCCUGUCCCGACUCUGACUGGCCAAAUCUAGUGUCAUGCUACACUAGAUGGUACUCAGAAUCUCGGAAGUUCCUUCUAAAAUAAUGACCAAUGUAUAUUAUUUUAUUUUCCAUUAGCGCAUAUACAUAUUCUCUUAGUCCAAUACUAGGUAUUGCCUCCAUGGAGGAUCUCAAAACUACCCAGAGGAUAGAUGCCUCAAUCUUUCAGAAGCCUUAGCUAGGUAGUUUAUAUUGGUGUACAAUCUAUUUACUAUUUAUAUAUUGCAACAGAGUAGGGCUUUUUGAAUGUAUACAUACAAUUUCAUUAAUCUAGAAACUUAUGAUCAUUGUAGGAAA